Fragaria vesca subsp. vesca is the source of this 1410-nucleotide messenger RNA. RefSeq names its product peroxisomal nicotinamide adenine dinucleotide carrier-like. NCBI's taxonomy places the organism in Eukaryota, Viridiplantae, Streptophyta, Magnoliopsida, Rosales, Rosaceae. The coding region runs from base 27 to 1100 and encodes 357 amino acids. Gene Ontology annotation, biological process: transmembrane transport; nucleotide transport. The record is from RefSeq and is a predicted model, not a curated record. The transcript is spliced from 12 exons.
UAGUGGUGAGAGUAGAAAAAGAAAGAAUGUCGAACGCCGUGGCGAAUGGGCUGGCUGGCGCCGGAGGUGGUAUCAUUGCCCAGAUUAUCACUUAUCCUCUCCAAACUGUCAACACGCGCCAGCAAACCGAGAGAGUCGCCAAGCAAUCCUUAGAUACUUCCAAACGCCUCGGCACUCUUCUCCAAAUCCUCCAGGUCAUCAGAACCGACGGUUGGGGAGGACUCUACAGCGGCCUCAAGCCGUCUCUGCUCGGCACUGCUGCUUCACAGGGCAUUUAUUACUAUUUUUAUCAAGUGUUUAAAAACAAGGCUGAGGCUAUAGCUGCUGCCCGUAAACUCAAAGGACGUGGGGAUGGAACUAUUGGGAUGUUUUCUUGGCUUACUGUGGCAGCCUUGGCUGGUUCCUUGAACGUGCUGCUGACAAUUCCUAUAUGGGUUCUGGUGACUCGUAUGCAGACACAUACUCAAGCCGAGAGAAAAAUCAUGGAGGAAAGAAAGAACGCUCUGUUGAGGGAAGCUUCUGAAAACGGUUUGACAGAUUCCGAAUUACAACACAAAUUGGAUGAACUUGAUUCAAUAAAACCUCGUCCUUAUGGAACUUUGCAAGCAGUACACGAGGUUUAUACUGAAGCCGGAAUUACUGGAUUUUGGAAAGGCAUUGUUCCAACACUCAUUAUGGUUUGCAACCCAUCAAUACAGUUCAUGAUUUAUGAAGGCUCGUUAAAGCGUCUUAGAGCAAAACGUGCUGCCAGCAAGCAGGGAAAGAAAAAUAUAACUGCUUUAGAGGUUUUCUUGUUAGGGGCCUUGGCAAAACUAGGAGCAACUGUCACAACAUAUCCAUUGUUAGUUGUCAAGUCAAGAUUGCAAGCUAAGCAGGAGAUUGGUGGGAAUGUUUCACUAAGAUACUCAGGUACUUUUGAUGCCAUAUUGAAGAUGAUCCAGUACGAAGGAUUGCCUAGCUUUUACAAAGGGAUGAGCACAAAGAUAGUACAGAGUGUUUUUGCAGCUUCUGUACUUUUUAUGGUCAAGGAGGAAUUUGUCAAGGCUUACAUGUUGCUGGAAGAUGAAUGCAACAAAGUUCUGUUUAGUUCAGCAAAAUGAUUGCUUCACAAUAUAGAAUUUGCAUGUCUGAGGAUGCACGUAAACGUACCUGGGAAUAGGACAGGUCAGGUAGAUCUUUUGCUGGAAGCAUCUCUAUAAGCAAUUUGUAAAAGAGCACUAUAUACUUGCCAGGUUUGCUCAGUUGAGGACCUGGGUUGCUUCUCUACUGCAGCUAAUAUUUGUAAGGCACCACAUAGUCCCACUGAUUGAGUAUUUCUGCAGAAGUAAUUACAUGAGUCCAAUGUUGUAAAAAUGUUCUCUUAUAUAGGUGUACAAAUUGAUUUAUGUAUAAUUGUAAUGAAAAUUAUUG